Eimeria mitis is the source of this 2064-nucleotide messenger RNA. RefSeq lists its product as uncharacterized. Gene Ontology annotation, molecular function: structural constituent of ribosome. Bases 1 to 2064 code for a protein of 687 amino acids. NCBI's taxonomy places the organism in Eukaryota, Apicomplexa, Conoidasida, Eucoccidiorida, Eimeriidae. Gene Ontology annotation, cellular component: ribosome. The transcript has 7 exons. Gene Ontology annotation, biological process: translation. The record is from RefSeq and is a predicted model, not a curated record.
AUGAAGCGCAGACAAUCACGACCAGGAGAGGCCCGGCUUACGGGUCGGCCUCAGCAGCCUCCUCUCUACGCCUGUCCUUCUUUUUCUUCUUUUUUCUCUCCUUCUUCUACACAAGAGCUAAAAACUCCUUUUUAUUCUCUUCCUCUUCCUUCUGGAGCGACACUCAUCAAAAAUACAAACAGACAGCCAGCAGCAGGCGCCGCAGUGCACAAGCCUUUCUUCACCAGCAGCAGCAGCAGCAGCAGCAGCAGCAGCAGCAGAAACAACUGCAGCAGCAGCAGCAGCAGCAGCAGAAACAACAGCAGCAGCAGCAGCAGCAGCAGCAGCUUGAAGGUUCUCCCUCCCCUCACGCAUCCCCAGACGCAGCCCCAAGGAGCAGCUCAUCAGCAGCAGCAGCAACACCAGCAGCAGCAACAACACCAGCAGCAGCAGCAACAACAAGAACAAAAGCAGCAGCAGCAGCAGCAGCAGCAGCAGCAGCAGCAAGCAGCUUCUCAGACUAUGACUCUGAGCCCCCCACCCCCUUUAUACAAUCACCAAUGCGAGCAGCAGACGCAGCCCCAAGAAGCAGCUCAUCAGCAGCAGCAGCAACACCAGCAGCAGCAACAACGCCAGCAGCAGCAGCAACAACAAGAACAAAAGCAGCAGCAGCAGCAGCAGCAACAGCAGCAGCAGCAGCAGCAAGCAGCUUCUCAGACUAUGACUCUGAGCCCCCCACCCCCUUUAUACAAUCUUCUGCUGCUGCUGCUUUUGCUGCUGCCUCUCUGCAGCAGCAGCAGCAGCAGCAGCAGCAGCAGUAUCGCCUCAGCGAGCUGCUGCUGCAGCCGCGGGGGCGCGUACUACACCCUGUUUAUAUAUUAUCUGAUUACGCAGCAGAAGAGAAAAAAAAAGAAAAAGAAAAAAAAGAAAAAACAAAAAAAGAACAAAAACAAACACAAACAGAAACAGAGUAUAUACAACAGCAGCAACAUAAACCUAUCAGCAGCGCAAGAAGCAGCAGCAGCACCAGAAGCAGCAGCACAGCAGCAGCAGCAGCAGCAGCAGCAGCAGCAGAGCAGAGAUAGAGAAAGCAGCAGAAAUGUGUUUGUCUCCUCUCCCUUCUACACUGCAGCAGCAGCAGCAGCAGCUGGCAGCAGCAGCAGCAGCAGCAGCAGCAGCAGCAGCAGAAGCAGCUGCAACACUCAGGAAGCGCAGCGGCUUACCGAUUGCUUCCUCCGCCUUGAGGGUUUUGUUGAGCCCCUUAGUCGGCCCAAGGCAGCAGCAGCACCUGCUGCUGCUGCUGCUGCUGCUGCUGCUGCUCCUGCUGCUGCUCCUGCUGCUGCUGCUGCUGCUCCUGCUGCUGCUAAGAAAAGCAAUGCCUCCUUGCUGCUGCAGCGGUCAGCUGUUCUGCCCCCCAAACCUGCUGCUGCUGCUGCUGCUGCUGCUGCUGCUCCUGCUCCUCCUCCUCCUCCCCCUCCCCCUCCUCCUCCUGCUGCUGCAGCAGAGCCAGCAGCAGAAGCAAAACCACCAGAAACGCCACCUUCUCCGCCUGCUGCUGCUGCUGCUGCUGCUGAGGAAGAUGAAGCAGCAAAAGCAGCAGCAGAAGCAGCAAAAGCAGCAGCAGAAGCAGAAGCAGCAGCAGCAGCAGCAGUAGCAGCAGCAACACCGCCUCCGUCUCAGCUGCCUGCGGCUCUCUCAAGGCUGCUCUCGCGCUCGACCACUGGUCCCUCACCUGCUGCAUCAGCAGCAGCAGCAGCAGCAGCAGCAGCAGCAGAAGCAGACAAGCCUGCUGCUGCUGCUGCUGAACCCCCUAAGGAAGAACCACCAGAAGCAGCAGCAGCAGCAGCAACAGCAGCAGCAGGAGAAGAGACGCAGACAAGCCUGCUGCUGCUGCUUCUGAACCCCCUAAGGAAGAACCACCAGAAGCAGCAGCAGCAGCAGCAACAGCAGCAGCAGGAGAAGAGACGAAAAAAGAGGGGCCCGAGAGUCCUUCUGCGCGCAGCAGGAGCAGCAGCAGCAGCAGCAGCAGUAGCAGCAGCAGCAGCAGCAGGAGCAGCAGCAGAAGCAGCAGCAGAAGCAGGAUAG